Molecule: messenger RNA, 792 nt
Organism: Adineta steineri
Lineage: Eukaryota; Metazoa; Rotifera; Eurotatoria; Adinetida; Adinetidae
Source: the annotation of a GenBank genome assembly
AUGACACAAAAGUCAUUUGUUCGUCUUAAUGAGAUAUCUAAAACUAUAUGGCAUAUAUUACUAAAUCGUCCAGCAUAUCAUAAUGCUUUUAAUACAGAAUUAGCACAUGAAUUAAUAGAUCAAUGUCAUCGUAUUCAGACAUCGAAUGAUAAGCGAGCAGCUGUAAUUGUUUCUGGUCAAGGACGUUCAUUUUGUUCAGGUGCAGAUCUUAAAGAACGUCAAUCAAUAACAAAUUCAAAAAAAUGGAUGGAACAACAUCAUAUCUAUGAACGUAUGUUUAAUUCGUUAGCAGAAUUAAAACAACCAACAAUUGCUUGUGUCGAAGGAUUUGCUUUAGCUGGUGGAUUUGAAUUAGCUCUGAAUUGUGAUAUGAUCAUUGCAUCUCGUUCAGCAUCAUUUGGAUUGCCAGAAGUAACUCGUGGUAUUAUGCCAGGUGGUGGUGGAACUCAAUUACUUGCUCGUCUUAUUGGUCCAGCACGAGCUAAACAUAUUGCUAUUACUGGACGACGAAUAAACGCUCAAGAAGCUUUUGAUAUGGGUAUUGUUCAAGUAUUAACUGAUGAUGGUGAAGCAUUGAAUAAAGGAAUUGAAUUAGCAAAGACUAUUGCUGAUAAUGCUCCAUUGGCUACACGAGCUAUAAAACAAGCCAUUGAUGAAGGAUGGGGUAAAGAUAAUAAUGAAGCUAAAACAAUUGAAUUGAAAUAUUAUGAAACAUUAAUUGAUACGGAAGAUCGUCAUGAAGGUAUUCGAGCGUUUAAUGAAAAACGAAAAGCACAAUGGAAAGGAAAUUAA